AUGUUGCUAGCGAAUCCGGCAUUCUCAUCUAUGUCGCCGUCUUCGCAAUGGCCAGGUGGCCCACCAAACGUGCUGUUGCCAUCCUUGUCCUCUGCUGCACCAUCAUCGUUUCCACUGAGUCCAAUGAGCGUACCAGGUAUGCCAUCGUCUUCCCUGUCCGAUUUCGACCGCUCUUUGAAUGCAUCCUCGCUCAUGCACGUGCCAGCACCACCGCCACCGGAACAAGAAAGGUCGACUUCUAUCGCAGCACCGACAGCCACAUCGUCUCUCUUACCUAUUGAAUCUGCUGUGUACUCGCAGCCAGCUGAUACAACACCUUUGGACGACUAUAGCCGUGUGCACCGUGUCAUGCCGAUGCCUGUGCCUUCUGUUGCUCCAUAUUCAAUGUCUCCGAUGUCUACAGGUGGCAUGAAUGGCGGCACAUCUCGACAUCCUCAUCCCGCUGCUUUUGAGAGCUCAAUGACAACAACGACCUCUGCGGUGUCGCCGUCAUCGAUUCCGUCAACGCAUGCACCAGCCAUGUCAGGAGCAACGCCAGAGUUUGUACGGAUAUCCAUGUCACCACCAGGGGUAUCUGCGCUCGAUAUGUCCCAGACGUCUGACAUGUCAGGCUCUUGGCUGUCUACGCCCAGUCGAGCACAUGACAGCCUGCAUGUCAGACACGACACUGUUAAUGGGAACGGCAGCAACAGCAGCAGCAACGGUAGGUCGUACAGGAGCCCCAAGGCACGUCCGUUUGUCUGUUCUCAUUGUUCUCGAGCUUUUUCUCGAAGACAUGAUUUGGAACGCCAUGCUCGGGUGCAUUCAGGUGAUCGUCCAUACGUGUGUCGUGUUUGCCAGAAAGGGUUCCCUCGAAGUGAUGCGCUUCGACGGCACAUUCGUGUUGAGAGAGACACUCAUGAAUCAUACUUUGUGUCCAAGACGUCUGAUGUGCUGGACAUGUCAGAUCGCGAUACUCAUGCCCGACAUAAUUGA
This is a messenger RNA of Malassezia globosa CBS 7966, 975 nucleotides long. RefSeq lists its product as uncharacterized. NCBI's taxonomy places the organism in Eukaryota, Fungi, Basidiomycota, Malasseziomycetes, Malasseziales, Malasseziaceae. The transcript has a single exon. Gene Ontology annotation, molecular function: RNA polymerase II cis-regulatory region sequence-specific DNA binding; DNA-binding transcription factor activity, RNA polymerase II-specific. The coding region runs from base 1 to 975 and encodes 324 amino acids. The record is from RefSeq and is a predicted model, not a curated record. Gene Ontology annotation, biological process: regulation of transcription by RNA polymerase II.